AUGCUCACAUUUCGGCGUGCCCUCGCGGCGGCGGCCAUCAUCAUUGUCAUUCUCUAUUUGACGACGCAGACGCACUCGUCCCACGCGCUACAGUUCUCGUCAUCGGCCAGUCUCGCGAGCAAGACGGCGGCCGAGGCCGAGGCAGCACCCUCUGUGGUUGCGGCCGGCGAGUCGUCUCCGUCGGACGAGCAGCAGCCGAGCGCGGGUGGGCAGAAGCCGCUGCAGCAGAUCGACCUGUCUCGGCUGUCGCUGUACGACAAGCUGGCGUACCAAUACCCAUACGACGUGGACGGCAAGUUCCCGGCGUACAUCUGGCAGACGUGGAAGUGGACGCCGGCGAGCGGGGAGUUUGAGUUCCGGGAGCAGGAGGCGACGUGGACGGAGCAGCACCCGGGGUUCAUCCACGAGGUGAUCACGGACAUGGUGGCGGUGAAGCUUCUGCGGCUGCUGUACUCGGCGAUUCCGGAGGUGCUGGAGGCGUACGACGCGCUGCCGCUGCCGGUGCUCAAAGCAGACUUUUUCCGGUAUCUGAUCCUGCUGGCGCGGGGAGGCAUCUACUCGGACAUUGACACAUACGCGAUCCGGAGCGCGCUCGAGUGGAUUCCCGAGGCCGUGCCGCGCGAGGCCGUAGGGCUCGUGAUUGGCAUCGAGGCGGACCCGGACCGGCCGGACUGGGCGCAGUGGUACAGCCGGCGGAUCCAGUUCUGCCAGUGGACGAUCCAGGCGAAGCCGGGCCACCCAGUGCUGCGGUCGAUUGUGGCGCGCAUCACGACCGAGACGCUGCGGCUGAAGCAGGCCGGCACGCUGCAGGGACAGCUGGGCCGGAGCGUGGUCGAGUUCACUGGCCCGGCCGUCUGGACCGACCUCGUUUUUGCCUACUUUAACGACGAGCGGUACUUCGACAUGAGCGCGUCCAAGGGCUCGAUCGACUGGCGCAACUUUACGGGCAUGGACGCGCCGAAGCGUGUGGGCGACGUGAUCGUGCUGCCCAUCACGUCCUUCUCGCCCGGCGUCGAGCAGAUGGGGGCCAAGGACUACGACGACCCGAUGGCGUUUGUCAAGCACGACUUUGAAGGUGAGUGUGUGUGUGUGUGUGUGUUUGUUUUCACUCUACUAACUGAACAGGCACGUGGAAGCCAGAGAGCGAGCGUCACAUUGGAGAGCUGCAGGAGUGAGGCGACGACUAGAGCACGCGGGCCAGACGGCCCACAUUUCAUUAUUUGUACUCGUUUGUUCAACUGCAUUAGCAUGGCGUACUCGGACGGCUGGCGGACCCAGAAGCAGGUCCCAGGCACAUAG
Grosmannia clavigera kw1407 is the source of this 1299-nucleotide messenger RNA. RefSeq names its product alpha-mannosyltransferase. Gene Ontology annotation, cellular component: mannan polymerase complex. Gene Ontology annotation, biological process: protein N-linked glycosylation. The coding region runs from base 1 to 1299 and encodes 432 amino acids. NCBI's taxonomy places the organism in Eukaryota, Fungi, Ascomycota, Sordariomycetes, Ophiostomatales, Ophiostomataceae. Gene Ontology annotation, molecular function: alpha-1,6-mannosyltransferase activity. The transcript has a single exon. The record is from RefSeq and is a predicted model, not a curated record.